GGACUUGGCGUGAAACGAGAUUUCAAGUUGGCAAUAAAAUAUUUUCAACUGGCAUCGCAAUCUGGCCAUGUCAAUGCAUAUUACAACUUGGCACAGAUCCAUGCAACAGGCACUGGUGUACCCCGAAACUGUCAUACAGCCGUUGAACUGUAUAAGAAUGUAGCGGAACGUGGACGCUGGUCCGAACGCCUUAUGGAAGCUUAUGUUAGUUAUCGAGGUGGACGAGUCGAUGAAGCUCUCUUCAAGUAUCUUUUCCUGGCCGAAUUAGGAUACGAGCCAGCCCAAACCAACUUUGCUUAUAUCAUUGAUCGUGGAGGUUUGAAAAUCGCGUUUUGA
This is a messenger RNA of Gongylonema pulchrum, 336 nucleotides long. Lineage: Eukaryota; Metazoa; Nematoda; Chromadorea; Rhabditida; Gongylonematidae. The record is from the annotation of a GenBank genome assembly.